Molecule: messenger RNA, 1968 nt
Organism: Rhododendron vialii
Lineage: Eukaryota; Viridiplantae; Streptophyta; Magnoliopsida; Ericales; Ericaceae
Product: protein DETOXIFICATION 27-like
Exons: 8
Coding region: 170-1696 (508 amino acids)
Biological process (GO): xenobiotic detoxification by transmembrane export across the plasma membrane
Cellular component (GO): membrane
Molecular function (GO): xenobiotic transmembrane transporter activity; antiporter activity
Source: RefSeq, a predicted model, not a curated record
UAUCUUUGUUCAAGUCUUGAGAUUAAUAAAAGGGCUCAUCUGAGUCUCUCUCUCUCUCUCUCUCUCUCUCUCUCUCUCUCUCUCUCUCUCUCUCUCAUAUUAUAUGAGUAUAUUGAGAAAUUGAUUCUGAUCAGUUUUCCCGAUCAAGGACGACAAUAUAUAUAACACGAUGGUGUCGGUGAAUAGGAACGAUGAAGAAGAACUCAACCAGCCCUUGGUAGACAGUACUUCUACUUCACCUUCAAACGGCGUGGCGCAAGGCCAAACCGAUCAACCAGAAGAAGAAGAUUACAGGGAGAAAUUAGACCUCAAGUCAAAGGUGUGGAUUGAAUCAAAGAAGCUAUGGCAUAUAGUUGGCCCCUCCAUCCUCAGCCGCGUCGCCACUUUCUCAAUGAACAUCAUCACCAUAGCCUUCGCCGGCCACCUCGGAGACCUCGAACUCGCUUCCCUCUCCAUUGCUAACAAUGUCAUCGUCGGCUUCAAUUUUGGCCUCCUGUUGGGGAUGGCUAGUGCAUUAGAGACCUUAUGUGGGCAAGCCUUCGGAGCCAAGAGGUACCACAUGUUAGGCAUAUACAUGCAAAGGUCGUGGAUUGUGCUCUUCCUGUGCUGCUUCUUGCUACUGCCCCUCUACGUAUUCGCAACCCCGUUGUUAAAGCUCCUGGGACAAACCGAAGACGUGGCAGAGGAAGCCGGGUUGGUGGCCUUGUGGUUGAUUCCGCUCCACUUCAACUUCGCCUUCUUGUUUCCGGUGCAGAGGUUUCUUCAGAGCCAGCUGAGGACGGCGGUGCUGGCGUGGGUUUCGUUGGUGGUUUUGGUGAUACACGUGGGGAUUAGCUGGGUUUUCAUAUACUGGUUGGAGUUUGGAGUGGUGGGCGCCGCCGUGACUUUGGAUGUGUCGUGGUGGCUGACGUUUUUUGGGCUGUUGGGAUAUACUCUUUUGGGUGGAUGCCCAGAUACUUGGUCUGGUUUCUCCAUGGAAGCCUUCUCCGGACUUUGGGAGUUCGUCAAGCUCUCUGCUGCCUCUGGUGUCAUGCUCUGCUUGGAAAACUGGUACUACAGAAUAUUGAUAGUGAUGACCGGGAAUUUGAAAGAUGCUACUCUAGCUGUGGAUGCAUUGUCUAUAUGUAUGAGCAUCAAUGGUUGGGAAAUGAUGAUUCCUUUAGCUUUCUUCGCCGGAACAGGAGUAAGGGUUGCGAAUGAGCUAGGCGCAGGGAAUGGAAAAGCAGCUAGAUUUGCAUCAAUAGUAUCCGUGGUACAAUCCACCAUUAUCGGCUUAUUCUUUUGCGCACUGAUAAUGAUGUUACAUCACCAGAUAGCAUUGAUCUUCACAUCUAGCACAGAUGUCCUCGAUGCAGUGGAUAGUCUUUCUUUACUCUUGGCCAUCACCAUUCUUCUUAACAGCGUCCAACCAGUCCUUUCUGGGGUGGCUGUUGGAUCUGGAUGGCAAUCGAAGGUUGCAUACCUAAAUUUGGGAUGCUACUACCUUGUUGGGGUUCCUCUUGGAGUAGUUUUGGGUUGGGUAUUUGACUUGGGAGUUAAGGGCAUCUGGGAAGGGAUGAUCUUCGGGGGAACAUUUGUACAAACAGUAAUAUUGGCGAUCAUUGUUAUGAUGUGCAAUUGGGAAAAGGAGGCUGAGAAUGCUACUAUGCGUGUACGAAAGUGGUCAACUCCUCCCAAAACGGAUAGUGAAUCAUAGCUUUCCGAUGAACCUGAGAUUGAGCAAAUAGAAUUUACCACUCCAUCGGGGUUAAUUCAAAACUACGAGGUGGUUCAUUUUUGUUGUCGUUAUAUUAAGUUUGUUAGUAUAUCGGGUUUUUUUUCCCGAUCAGAUUACUGGGUAUUUAUUCCCUCUGCUAGCGGCUCUUUUAGAAAUGUACUAGGUGAAACACUUCGUGCACAGCACAAAUGUCAUGCGGCCCAUUGUUGAUUCGUAAUUGCAUAAAAUAACUUUUGGUUUAGAACAGUAAA